AUGCGCAGCGUCGCCAACUUCAACGAUGAUGAUAAAGAGCGAGUUAAAAAGCAGCGCGCGCGUCAAAGACGUCGAUGUUGGAGCAUACCUAGCGGGCAUCUGGUAGGGACGAAGGCGUUUCCCUCCCGCGGGCUGGCGGAGGGCAGGCGGCCAGGGGCGUGCGCGCUGCGCGACCACACGUCGAGCAUGACUCUAAUCUACUUUAUUACU
Messenger RNA from Iphiclides podalirius (scarce swallowtail), 210 nucleotides. The record is from the annotation of a GenBank genome assembly. NCBI's taxonomy places the organism in Eukaryota, Metazoa, Arthropoda, Insecta, Lepidoptera, Papilionidae.